This is a messenger RNA of Cydia splendana, 630 nucleotides long. It is a transcript of the gene Taf13, whose product is annotated as transcription initiation factor TFIID subunit 13. Gene Ontology annotation, biological process: transcription by RNA polymerase II. The transcript has 4 exons. Gene Ontology annotation, cellular component: transcription factor TFIID complex. Bases 197 to 589 code for a protein of 130 amino acids. Gene Ontology annotation, molecular function: protein heterodimerization activity. The record is from RefSeq and is a predicted model, not a curated record. Lineage: Eukaryota; Metazoa; Arthropoda; Insecta; Lepidoptera; Tortricidae.
CGUACCUACUUUGUUGUAGCUAGGCUUGUAAAAGAACAACCUACUUAAUUAGCUAAAACAAAAUAUAUCAAAGAAGAAAGACUUUCGACGAUACACAGACAACAGUUGUUGUUAUAGAAAGGCCUCGAAGAUAAACAAAAAGUGUACAGAAAAAGUUCCUUUUGAAAAAGACUUAUCACAAUCAUAUUUUAUUAAAAUGGCUACGCCUACUCCUGAUGCUCCUGAAAAUUUCGACCAGUUUGAUGAUGAUGAAACCGAGCAGCAACUGGGUUCAACAGGCUCUGGCCGGAAGAGACUCUUCAGCAAAGAGCUGCGUUGCAUGAUGUACGGGUUUGGGGACGACCAGAAUCCUUACACGGAGAGUGUGGACUUUUUGGAGGAUUUGGUUAUUGAAUUUAUUACGGAAACCACGCACAGAGCAAUGGAGGUAGGAAGAACAGGGAGGGUCCAAGUGGAAGAUAUUAUAUUCUUAGUACGGAAAGAUCAAAGGAAAUAUGCCAGGGUCAAGGACCUCCUUACUAUGAAUGAAGAACUGAAGAAAGCUAGGAAAGCUUUUGACGAAGUUAAAUAUGUUGAAGACCAACAAUAAUGAUGAUGGCGAACAAGAGACAGCUUCUAAGGCUGAUGCAA